AUGCCAGAAUCUAAUACAGAGAUACCAACACCUCAGGCUACAAUGACAACAACACCUGAAGCUACCAUGAAUCUACUAACACCUGAAUCUACCACAAACAAUGCAAUACAUGAUUCUACUGCAAGGAUAAAUACAGACGGAUCCUCCACAGGUAUAACAACAUAUGAUUCAACACAAUGGAUAACAAACUUAGAAUCUACCGCAGCAACUACAUUAACCGAGUCUUCCAUAGAGAUGACAUCACUUGAAACUACACCAAUGAUGACUGUGCAAAAAACUAUGUCAACAUUAGCAACUCCUGAAUCUAACUCUGGAACAAAAACAGCACCUGAAUCUACUGUAGAAAUAUCAUCAAUUGAAACUACCACUGAUAUAACAAAACUUGACUCAUCUAUACAAACUGAAUCUAUUACAGGAAUAACGACACUACCGCCCACCAGUCACAUAACUAUGCCAGAAUCUAAUACAGAGAUACCAACACCUCAGGGUACAAUGAUAACAACACCUGAAUCUACCACAAAUCUACUAACACCUGAAUCUACCACAAACAAUACAAUACAUGAUUCUACUGCAAGGAUUAAUACAGACGGAUCCUCCACAGGUAUAACAACAUCUGAUUCAACACAAUGGAUAACAAACUUAGAAUCUACCGCAGCAACUACAUUAACCGAGUCUUCCAUAGAGAUGACAUCACUUGAAGCUACACCAAUGAUGACUGUGCAAGAAACUAUGUCAACAUUAGCAACUCCUGAAUCUAACUCUGGAACAAAAACAGCACCUGAAUCUACUGUAGAAAUGUCAUCAAUUGAAACUACCACUGAUAUAACAAAACUUGACUCAUCUAUACAAACUGAAUCUAUUACAGGAAUAACGGCACUACCGCCCACCAGUCACAUAACUAUGCCAGAAUCUAAUACAGAGAUACCAACACCUCAGGCUACAAUGACAACAACACCUGAAGCUACCAUGAAUCUACUAACACCUGAAUCUACCACAAACAAUGCAAUACAUGAUUCUACUGCAAGGAUAAAUACAGACGGAUCCUCCACAGGUAUAACAACAUAUGAUUCAACACAAUGGAUAACAAACUUAGAAUCUACUGCAGCAACUACAUUAACCGAGUCUUCCAUAAAGAUAACAUCACUUGAAACUACACCAAUGAUGACUGUGCAAGAAACUAUGUCAACAUUAGCAACACCUAAAUCUAACUCUGGAAUAGAAACAACACCUGAAUCUAGUGUAGAAAUAUCAUCAAUUGAAACUACCACUGAUAUAACAAAACUUGACUCAUCUAUACAAACUGAAUCUAUUACAGGAAUAACGAACCUACUGCCCACCAGUCACAUAACUAUGCCAGAAUCUACUAGAGAGAUACCAACCCCUCAGGGUACAAUGAUAACAACACCUAAAUCUACCACAAAUCUACUAACACCUGAAUCUACCACAAACAAUACAAUACAUGAUUCUACUGCAAGGAUUAAUACAGACGGAUCCUCCACAGGUAUAACAACAUCUGAUUCAACACAAUGGAUAACAAACUUAGAAUCUACCGCAGCAACUACAUUAACCGAGUCUUCCAUAGAGAUGACAUCACUUGAAGCUACACCAAUGAUGACUGUGCAAGAAACUAUGUCAACAUUAGCAACUCCUGAAUCUAACUCUGGAACAAAAACAGCACCUGAAUCUACUGUAGAAAUAUCAUCAAUUGAAACUACCACUGAUAUAACAAAACUUGACUCAUCUAUACAAACUGAAUCUAUUACAGGAAUAACGGCACUACCGCCCACCAGUCACAUAACUAUGCCAGAAUCUAAUACAGAGAUACCAACACCUCAGGCUACAAUGACAACAACACCUGAAGCUACCAUGAAUCUACUAACACCUGAAUCUACCACAAACAAUGCAAUACAUGAUUCUACUGCAAGGAUAAAUACAGACGGAUCCUCCACAGGUAUAACAACAUAUGAUUCAACACAAUGGAUAACAAACUUAGAAUCUACUGCAGCAACUACAUUAACCGAGUCUUCCAUAAAGAUAACAUCACUUGAAACUACACCAAUGAUGACUGUGCAAGAAACUAUGUCGACAUUAGCAACACCUGAAUCUAACACGGCAAUAGAAACAGCACCUGAAUCUACUGUAGAAAUAUCAUCAAUUGAAACUACCACUGAUAUAACAUUACUUGACUCAUCUAUACAAACUGGAUCUAUUACAGGAAUAACGACACUACCGCCCACCAGUAACAAAACUAUGUCAGAAUCUACUACAGAGAUACCAACCCCUGAGGCUACAAUGACAACAACACCUGAAGCUACCACAAAUCUACUAACACCUAAAUCUACCACAAACAAUGCAAUACAUGAUUCUACUGCAAGGAUAAAUACAGACGGAUCUUCCACAGGAAUAACAACAUAUGAUUCAACACAAUGGAUAACAAACUUAGAAUCUACCACAUCAACUACAUUAACCGAGUCUUCCUUAGAUAUGACAUCACUUGAACUACACCAAUGA
Messenger RNA from Saccoglossus kowalevskii, 2511 nucleotides. RefSeq names its product mucin-2-like. The record is from RefSeq and is a predicted model, not a curated record. NCBI's taxonomy places the organism in Eukaryota, Metazoa, Hemichordata, Enteropneusta, Harrimaniidae.